Molecule: messenger RNA, 3465 nt
Organism: Sordaria macrospora k-hell
Lineage: Eukaryota; Fungi; Ascomycota; Sordariomycetes; Sordariales; Sordariaceae
Biological process (GO): intracellular protein transport; autophagy; vesicle-mediated transport
Cellular component (GO): fungal-type vacuole membrane; cytoplasm
Source: RefSeq, a predicted model, not a curated record
AUGCUCUCCGCAUUUACGGCUCGACCCAUCAUCGAGCUCAAGCAGAGAGACAAAUCCAAGAUCGAGUCUAUCCUCGCCUACGGUGAUCGCGUCCUUGUCGGGUUGAAUACGGGAUCACUCAGGAUAUACCGUGUAAACGAGCUUCCACCUGCUGCCCCUCCACCACCAUCAUCGAGCCAGUCCGCGAACGGAACAUCGUCCCAACAGUCGAGCGAAGCCACCGAAUCGACGACUACCCAAGACCAAAAUGGAUCUUCAACGACUCAAGACUACCACCAGAAUACCGGGCCAGGCUUUCUAAAUGCCCAAGCCGCGCCGAUAGGACCCAAGCCCACCGACCUCCUUCGCGAGGUAGAAAAGUUCUCGACGCGCGCUAUCGAACAACUCGCCAUAAUCAAGGAAGCCAACACCAUAAUAUCUCUGUCCAACUACAACGGUGUUGCUCUUCACGACCUCCAGACCUUCGAACCGAUCGAGUUUCCCACAGCCCGAACCAAGAGCGCUUCCACCUUCGCCGUCACAAGCAAUAUUGUCAAGGAUCCUGACACCGGAAUACCCGAGAUUAUAUCGCGUCUGGCUGUUGCUGUAAAGCGCCGCUUGCUGUUGUGGUCAUGGCACGAGAGCGAGCUCUCCCCCGAUGUCACCGAAAUAGUCCUUUCCGAGGCAAUCCGGUCCCUCACAUGGGCCAACGCGAACAAGGUGGUCUGCGGCAUGAACGGUGGCUACCAAAUAGUCGAUGUUACAACCGGUCAUAUGGAGGAUAUUGUUGGUCCCGGGGCUAUCGGGGCGGCGGGAGGACAGAGUCGCUUUGGUGCUACAGCCAGUAUGGGAUACAUGGGGCUGGGCAACUUUACACCCAAGCCUCUAUCAGCAAAGCUCGCCGAGGGCCAGCUAUUGCUCGCCAAAGAUAUCAACACGUUAUUUAUCAAUGACGCCGGGAAGGCGUUGGAGAAGCGCCAGAUUCCCUGGCAAGCCGCUCCUGAAAGCAUUGGAUAUAGUUACCCUUAUAUCCUUGCCUUGCAAUCACCGACCAAGGGCAGUCUGGAAGUACGAAAUCCGGACACAUUGAACCUUCUCCAGACUAUCAGUCUACCAGGGGCCGCUUCUCUGCAUUUCCCACCACCUACGGUCAGCCUGGCGCAUGCCGGAAAAGGCUUCCAUGUCCUGAGCGAGAGAGUGGUGUGGAAGAUGGAUGCCACGGACUACGACUCCCAGAUCGACGAGCUGGUAAAGACCCAGAGGUAUGAUGAAGCCAUUAGCAUCUUGGCCAUGUUGGAGGAUGCGCUUCUCAAAAACAAAACCGAGACUAUGCGCGAAGUGAAAAUGCUUAAGGCCGAACUGCUCUUCCGCCAAAGGAAAUUCCGCGAGUCAAUGGAUCUGUUCAAUGAAGACGAGGUCCAUGCUCCACCCGAGAGGGUACUAAGGCUCUUCCCCAAGAUUAUUGUUGGAGAGCUGGGUGUCGACGAGAAGAAGCCUGAAGAGCCGCAGGAAGACUCAGACAAUGAAGGGGCCCCUAAUGGCAAGGCAAAUGGAGAUCAGGCGUCCAAGGAGGAUGAGCCGCAUUUUGAAGUAUCGUCGCCACAAAAAGGCAGUGGGUUUGCCAAGUACCUCAUGGGUCACGGUCGCAAGAAGUUUGAUCCAGAGACAUCAUCGAUUGUCUCCUCCAGAAGGGGCCCAGUCGAUGAUGACGCGGCUAGCAUCAGGAGCAAGGCAGCCGAGGACCAACGCGCUCAAGAUGAAAAGGAUCUUAUGACAGCCGUCUCAGAGCUGAACAGCUACUUGGCUGGAGCAAGAGCGAGACUUCAGAGAGUUAUCGAUCCAGCCACCGGAAAGCUGAAGCCGCGCAAGUCCUCGAACGGAGCCACGGAGGAAGCUUUCAAGACACUACUAAUGUCUCAUAAGGAUGAGGAUGACGAACAACUUGAAAAAGAUCUCCAGGAAACUUUCAGAGUCGUUGACACCACUCUCUUCCGCGCAUUUAUGUAUUCCCGUCCGACGUUGGCCAGCUCCCUUUUCAGAAUCCCCAACUUCUGCGACCCACAGGUGGUUAACGAGAGGCUCGUAGAGCACAAUCGGUUCAACGAGCUGGUAGACUUCUUUUACGGCAAGAAGCUACAUCGUCAGGCACUCGAUUUGCUUCGCAAGUUUGGCUCGCCGGACGAGCCUGACGAGGCGGCGCCUACCUUGCAUGGUCCUCAAAGGACGGUCCUCUAUCUUCAAGGUCUGCCGCCCGAGCUGAUCGACAUCAUUCUUGAAUUUUCCGAGUGGACGUUGAGGAAAGACCCCAGGCUAGGAAUGGAGGUCUUCCUUGCCGACUCGGAGAAUGCAGAGACUCUUCCAAGAGCGCGGGUCCUCCACUUUUUGGGUGGCAUCGACACGGCCUUGGAGAUCCAAUACCUGGAACAUAUCAUCUCCGAGCUGAAUGAUAUGACGCCUGAGUUUCACAACCGCCUUGUCGAGUUGUUUAUUAGACAGCUCAGGGAGGAGAAGAAACCAGGUGAGGAGGAAGAAUGGGACUCGCUCAUGGAGCGGUUGGUUCAGUUCUUGAAGGACAGUCGGCAGUACAGCCUCGGAAGAGCCUUCAGUCUCAUUCCUCGAGACGACUCACGUUUCUACGAAGCCCGAGCCGUUGUCCUCAGUAACAUGGGUCAACACAAACAAGCCCUGGAGAUCUACGUCUUCCAAAUGAAAGACUACAAGAAAGCAGAAGAAUACUGCAACCGCAUCCACAAAUCCUCCGAACACCCUCUCCCUACCUCCCCCUCUCACCCACCCGGGACAACCAACAUCACCUCGCCCUCCACCUCCACCGAAGACCCUUCCCAGGACGAAGCCCACCCUUCCAUCUACCACACCCUCCUCUCCCUCUACCUGACCCCUCCCUCCCCUCACAAACCCAACCUGCCUCCGGCCCUCGACCUCUUGUCCAAACACGGCUCCCGCCUGCCCGCCACCUCCACCCUCUCUCUGAUCCCAGACGACCUGCCCGUCUCCGAGCUCGAGGGCUACUUUCGCGGGCGCAUGCGCAACGCCAACAGCAUCGUCAAUGAAACCCUCGUCGUCGCCGGACUACGCAAAACGGGACUGGUCACGAGCCAGGCUCUGCUGUUGCUGGGCGAUGGGUUACCAAGGGGAGCGGCGGGGUUGUCGGGUGGAAAUACCAGGGUGGGAGGAAGGAAUAGACGGGUGGUGAUUGGGGAGGAGAGAGUCUGUGGGGUUUGUCAUAAACGACUUGGUGGAAGCGUGGUGGCGGUGUUGCCCGGUGGGGAGGAUGCGGUUGUUCAUUAUGGGUGUUUGGGGAGGUCACAACAUGGAAAGGGCUUGGGGACGGGGACGGGAAUUGCCGGUGUCGGUGUCGGUGGGGAGGUGAUGAGUCCGGGUGGUGGGAUGACGACAACGGGGAGUGUGAAGAGUGGUGUGAGCGGGGGGACGACGACGCAGUAUGGGGCUUGGGGGAGGGGGUAG